Messenger RNA from Anopheles funestus (African malaria mosquito), 1418 nucleotides. It is a transcript of the gene RNaseX25, whose product is annotated as ribonuclease Oy. Gene Ontology annotation, cellular component: extracellular region. The transcript is spliced from 2 exons. The record is from RefSeq and is a predicted model, not a curated record. Gene Ontology annotation, biological process: RNA catabolic process. Lineage: Eukaryota; Metazoa; Arthropoda; Insecta; Diptera; Culicidae. Gene Ontology annotation, molecular function: RNA binding; ribonuclease T2 activity. Bases 88 to 1041 code for a protein of 317 amino acids.
AUUCUAUUUACGAUCCAAGCGCCAUCGUGAUCGUGUCAGGAUCAGAUCGUUUGUCAGAUCGCACAAUUCAAAGGCGUCACAAAGGUAAUGAUCAGUGCCGUAAAUAUGUUCUUUCGUAUUGCUUGUGUUACAUUUUUCAUACAAUUUUGUCUCGGUGCACCGAAUAGAUAUGAGUAUGAAGAUUCACGAGAAAAUUCGGUAGAUGCUGUAGAUCAGCUUCAUCCGUUUGAUCUACUCAUUUUCACUCAACGAUGGCCAAUCACCGCUUGUUCCGAAUGGCGUGAAACGGGCAAAGACCAUAUCUGUGGUCUACCAACACCGGCCACCGUCUGGACAAUUCAUGGCAUCUGGCCGACGAAGUGGAAUACAAUCGGACCCGCUUUCUGUAACAAAUCGGCCAUUUUCGACAUAUCGCAGCUCACAUCGAUCAAGCAGCAGCUUAAAGAGCAUUGGUUGAAUGUGGAGAAAAAUAAACCGGACGAUUCACUUUGGGAGCAUGAAUGGUUGAAGCACGGUACCUGUGCCGCCGAAGCCAUCGAACAGCUGAACACGGAAAGUAAAUACUUUAACCAGGGCCUUACCUGGUUGGAGCAACAUUCAGUCAAUGGCGCUUUUGCUGCGAGUGGCGUGGACAUUAAGCCUGGUUACAAUUACAGUCUGGCGAAGCUGAACCAGGCGCUGUACGAUUAUUAUGGCAAGGAUGUAGCUAUCGAAUGUUUCUACGACCACAAGACCCAGCGGCAGCUGCUGAACGAGAUACGCAUCUGCUUCGACAAGCAGCUUCAAUCGGCAGAUUGUGAUGGGAUUAUGGACAUGCAACGUGUGGCAUUACCGACUGCUCGUGUUGGCUCGGUUAUAAGUAACUGUAAUGCUGCCAAUCCCAUCUUCUAUCCAGAUACUGUGCCAAAAGAUGCGCUACCGAUGGUGAUGGAACCAGAAGCGCAGUAUGAAACGAUUUAUGAAGUUUCCAACGGAUACGGCGAUACACAAGAUGAUGUGCAACAGCAAGCGUACGAAUUUGUCGAGGUGAUUUUAGUUUAAAUGUUAAAAUGGAAAUGUACAUUUGCACACCGGUGAGCUUGGGAAAUAGUGUAAUUGGUGAAACAGAACUGAGUGCCACGUCCACGUUUGAGUAAAUCAUCGUAUGCAAUGUGCUGUACUAGCAGGCAAGACUGACCAUUUCAAUUAUAGGUAAUUCAAGUCUCAAAUAAUGAUCGCAGGGCAAAACACGUCUACAAACGCGAUUGUAGUACCAAAUAGGAAGAUGGUUUAUUCAUCAACCCACUGGAGAAAAGAAUACUGUGUAGCAAAAACUGUUUCAAUGCAUUGUCCUACAUUGAACCAAUGUUGAAAGCGUAAAUUACAUAUACCAUUAGAUCGUUUGAAUAAAAAUCUCCCAUUCUUCCCAAAAAACAGAA